Messenger RNA from Gryllus bimaculatus (two-spotted cricket), 386 nucleotides. The record is from the annotation of a GenBank genome assembly. NCBI's taxonomy places the organism in Eukaryota, Metazoa, Arthropoda, Insecta, Orthoptera, Gryllidae.
GCCAUUAGCGUGCCGUAUGAGUAAUGGCUUUGUGAUUAUCUACCAACCAGUCGCGUAUAGAGAGUGAAGGGCUAUCUUCUGCGGUGGAGAAGUUGGCUGCGGGAAGAGAGAGCGAUGCGAAGCGGGCGGAGGGGAGAAGCGGGGGCAGGGAAAUGGAGGGGGCCGUCCCGGAGUCACAGUCCGUCGAUACGCGAGGCCAGCGCUCGGCUGCCAGCCAACGCAACGUUCGUUACGAGAGGCAGCGAGCGAAUAACAACGGCGAACGGCCCUGCGCGCUCGAGCUGGUCAACACCAGCAAGCUCCGUCAAGCUUCGGCGUUUCCACUUUCCAUUACAUUUCCGACAACCUCAAAAAAGACCCUUCUGCAAAUGUAUUACAUUUUUUAA